AUGAGUAGAACUCAAAGUUGUCAAAUGGUGCAAAGUAAUAAAUUAUUGGAACUAUUGAAAAAAAAGAAGAAAGCAGAGUCACAAAACCCAAGUCUGAGUCCGAGACAGCAAUUAUCACCUCCGAGAAUAGGCAGACUCAAAUCUCCAAAAUUAUUGGAUGUUUAGAAAAGUAUGCAAUCAGAGUCUUAUUUUGCCUUAGUUGUCUCAGCUGCAGUGAAACUAAAAGGGGUUUCCCACAUCAGAACCUUAAAUAGUGAUAGGGACAAUUAUGAACUGAUAAUUACACUGAUAACGUAGGAUAAAUAGUAUAUAUAGAUGUAAAAUAGGUAUAUCGUUCCCAUCGGUCUAGAUCAAACUACGACAGACUUGUAUUAGAAAUUGAUCACGAAGAUGAGCGUGUACGAUCCAUAGAAUUAUGAAAAGAUAGCAUAUUUUUAAAGCUACACCCAAAAUUACAAUGUGGAUUACUAUUUGUCAUUGGAUGAUAAGCCGUUGUCGGUGUUCAGCAAGGGGAGGACUCUGAAAUUGAUGCCAAUCUACUAUAGUGAAAGUAAGAGCAAUUCUUUUGAUGAUUUCAUUUUGAUAAAAUGUAUUGGCGUAGGGUAAAGAGUUAGAAUUUUUUAGAGGCUUUUCGAGAGUGUAUUUGGUGAAGCAGAAAAGGAAUGGACAAUUCUUUGCAAUGAAAAUUAUAGACAAAUCUUUCAUAAUAAAGAACAGCAAGGAGAGUAUGAUAAACAAUGAGAAGUGGAUAAUGAGUAAUCUGGAUAGUCAAUUCCUGACUAGGUUGCAUUGUUCAUUUGAAACUAAAUACUAUUUGGUUUUUGUGAUGGAGUAUAAUCGAGUGUAUAUAAUAUUUUAGUUAUUGUCAUGGAGGUGAAUUAUUCUUUCAUCUUCGAAAAAUGGGAACGUUGAAUGAAGAAGUUGCAAAACAAUACUUUGGACAAUUAUGUCUGGCAAUCCAUUAUCUCCAUGAAUAGAAUGUGAUCUAUAGAGAUUUGAAGCCAGAAAAUAUCUUACUGGAUAUAGAUGGCUAUAUUAAAUUGUCUGACUUCGGUCUCUCAAAACCGAACAUCUCCAGAGACAAGUAAACCUACUCCUUUUGUGGCUCUCCUGAAUACAUGUCGCCAGAGAUGGUAUCCAAAAGAGGACAUAGCCAAUUGCUAGACUGUUAUAGUUUAGGGGCUGUUUUGUAUGAGUUCAUAUAUGGGUAUCCCCCAUAUUAUGAUUAGUAAUUGCAAAACAUCCUAAAUUCGAUUCAAUAUGAUAAAUUGGAGUNUUAAUAUAUCAAAUAAUCAGAAUGUAAAAAUUAGAGAUUUGACAAUUUGUAAAAAUCAAGUCAAAAAAUACAUUAAUAAUAUACAUAUUGCAUUUUUUAUAUUUACAAAUUAAUGAGUAGAACUCAAAGUUGUCAAAUGGUGCAAAGUAAUAAAUUAUUGGAACUAUUGAAAAAAAAGAAGAAAGCAGAGUCACAAAACCCAAGUCUGAGUCCGAGACAGCAAUUAUCACCUCCGAGAAUAGGCAGACUCAAAUCUCCAAAAUUAUUGGAUGUUUAGAAAAGUAUGCAAUCAGAGUCUUAUUUUGCCUUAGUUGUCUCAGCUGCAGUGAAACUAAAAGGGGUUUCCCACAUCAGAACCUUAAAUAGUGAUAGGGACAAUUAUGAACUGAUAAUUACACUGAUAACGUAGGAUAAAUAGUAUAUAUAGAUGUAAAAUAGGUAUAUCGUUCCCAUCGGUCUAGAUCAAACUACGACAGACUUGUAUUAGAAAUUGAUCACGAAGAUGAGCGUGUACGAUCCAUAGAAUUAUGAAAAGAUAGCAUAUUUUUAAAGCUACACCCAAAAUUACAAUGUGGAUUACUAUUUGUCAUUGGAUGAUAAGCCGUUGUCGGUGUUCAGCAAGGGGAGGACUCUGAAAUUGAUGCCAAUCUACUAUAGUGAAAGUAAGAGCAAUUCUUUUGAUGAUUUCAUUUUGAUAAAAUGUAUUGGCGUAGGGUAAAGAGUUAGAAUUUUUUAGAGGCUUUUCGAGAGUGUAUUUGGUGAAGCAGAAAAGGAAUGGACAAUUCUUUGCAAUGAAAAUUAUAGACAAAUCUUUCAUAAUAAAGAACAGCAAGGAGAGUAUGAUAAACAAUGAGAAGUGGAUAAUGAGUAAUCUGGAUAGUCAAUUCCUGACUAGGUUGCAUUGUUCAUUUGAAACUAAAUACUAUUUGGUUUUUGUGAUGGAGUAUAAUCGAGUGUAUAUAAUAUUUUAGUUAUUGUCAUGGAGGUGAAUUAUUCUUUCAUCUUCGAAAAAUGGGAACGUUGAAUGAAGAAGUUGCAAAACAAUACUUUGGACAAUUAUGUCUGGCAAUCCAUUAUCUCCAUGAAUAGAAUGUGAUCUAUAGAGAUUUGAAGCCAGAAAAUAUCUUACUGGAUAUAGAUGGCUAUAUUAAAUUGUCUGACUUCGGUCUCUCAAAACCGAACAUCUCCAGAGACAAGUAAACCUACUCCUUUUGUGGCUCUCCUGAAUACAUGUCGCCAGAGAUGGUAUCCAAAAGAGGACAUAGCCAAUUGCUAGACUGUUAUAGUUUAGGGGCUGUUUUGUAUGAGUUCAUAUAUGGGUAUCCCCCAUAUUAUGAUUAGUAAUUGCAAAACAUCCUAAAUUCGAUUCAAUAUGAUAAAUUGGAGUUCCCUGAGCAUAUUAAAAUUAGUGAUCAACUCAAACAUCUGUUGUUCCACCUGCUGAACAAGGAUUAGAAUGAAAGACUGGGGAAAAUAAAUGGCAUCGAGGAUGUGCUCAAUCAUUAAUGGCUUAGCAAUUUCAAUUACACUGCACUCUAUAAAAAAUAGCUCAACAUUCAUUAUAGACCUUAGCCACUCCAAACGAAUUAUAAUGUGGCCGAAUUCAGUAAGGGCGAUCGGGAAUUUCAGUAAAAGCUGCAAGACAAUUUGCAUAGGGAGUAAAAAACCAAAUUUGAAAAAGAAUUCUAAAAUUUCGAUUUUGUUUCAGAUUAGCCUAAGAGUAAGAGGGAGUAAUUCGUUGAGAAGAUGAAGUAUGCUAGUUUGAGAUCUUCGAUUCGAACUAGUAUUAUAAGGAAUAAGAUCACGACUCUGUCUUUAAAUGGUAUGGAUUUGUGUAGGAUUAGAGUAGCUCCACAAGUGAGUGCAGUAUGUCCGAGAUUUCAGUCAGUAAAGAAUUCCCAAAUUUCAUAAUGUGCUUCCACUCAAUCUUUCAGGAACUCUUCAUCGAGCAAAAGAUUCAACACUGAGUACGACCUCUAGAAAUUACUUAAAUUUAAAUAAUGA
Paramecium octaurelia is the source of this 3280-nucleotide messenger RNA. NCBI's taxonomy places the organism in Eukaryota, Ciliophora, Oligohymenophorea, Peniculida, Parameciidae. The record is from the annotation of a GenBank genome assembly.